AAACGUUGAACCUCUUGGCCAGUAAUCAGAAUCUCUAACUCUCGGGAUACUCCCUGGCCUUUCCCCCACCCUCAGCUCCCUUAUCCUUUUCCUAAUCCGACCACUCUCUCUCUCUCUCUCUCUCUCUCUCUCUCUCCGCGUUCCAAGGAGAAGUGGAGGAGGACGAGGGCGACUGAUAAUCUCGUGCAAUUGGGAUUCAGAAGCAGGUGCGAAGCGAAGCACCAAAUGGCAUUCUUGUUGCCGCAGUUUAAGAGCUCUGUCGCCGCUUUAGACGCCCACUUGCGAUUCUCUGACCACACUCUUCACUUGAAUGCUAGGGUCCAUAUUCAUUUCAAGACACGCUGUUCUUCAUCCCAAAGAAUGGCGGUAAUUGAAAAGCUCCAUCUAUCUGCUCUGGAAGCUCAAUUGAAGUCAUUAGCAUCUACAAAACCCUUGACAUAUAUAGGGGUUGUUGGUCCACCUGGAAAGGGAGAAAUUACAGAGACCUUGCCUAGAGAAGCAUUUCUUACAAGCCAAGAGGCUGUAAUAGCUGCAGCUUCUUCCGAGGCAAUUGCUCUUGCAAAAGCAGCAGUUGAAGCUGCCAAAGAAGCUGCGCAGUUAUUGGAUGGUGACCCAUGUUUGGAAUCGGACAGAUCAAAAGAUUAUGCAGCUGGUGAUGAAAAAUUUAGGGAUGAGGUAAAAAGUUCAUCUCAAGAUUUGAACAUUUCUGAUUUAAUGACAAAUGAGCUCGAUUUCAUGCAAAACAUAGCUGUGCGAUCUAAACGUCAAGUAGAGAGAAGGGCAAAAAGAGCUAAAGUGGCUGCAGAGGCUAACAUUCCACUUGCUUCUGUUAGGUCAGGAUCAUCUGGAAAGAAAAAGCGUGGUGCAUUGCAGGAGAUUGAUUAUUCUGAUCCUUUACAUUACCUUAGAGGUACAACAAGCUCAGCAAAGCUUCUCACAUCUGCUGAAGAGCAAGAGUAUUCAGAAGGAAUUCAGGAAUUGCUAAAGCUUGAGAGAAUCCAAGAGGAGCUUUUAGGAAGGUUUGACCGCCAACCAACUUCUUUUGAGUGGGCAGCAGCAGCUGGACUCGAUACAAAAACUCUUAGGCAGCGCCUAAACUAUGGAACUCAUUGCAAGGACAGGAUGAUCAAAAGCAACAUAAGGCUUGUUAUUUCGAUUGCAAAAAAUUUUCAAGGUGCAGGGAUGAGCAUCCAAGAUCUUGUUCAGGAGGGAUGUCGUGGAUUGUUAAGGGGUGCUGAGAAGUUUGACGCUUCAAAAGGAUUUAAAUUUUCUACAUAUGCACAUUGGUGGAUUAGACAAUUUGUUCGAAAAUCUCUUUCUGAUCAAUCUAGAACAAUACGGUUACCGUUUCAUAUGGUGGAGGCAAGUUAUCGAGUCCGAGAAGCAAGAAAGCAGCUCUAUAUUGAGAAUGGAAAGCAUCCUGAGAACGAGAAAGUGGCAGAGGCGGCUGGGCUGACCAUGAAGAGGUUUACAGCAGUCAUGCUCGCCCCUAAAGCCCCCAUUUCCUUGGAUCAGAAGAUCGGAAUAAACGAAUCUCUAAAACCUUCGGAAAUAGUAUCAGAUCCAGAUGCAUCAACGCCAGAGGAGAUACUUGCAAGACAAUUCAUGAAGGAGGAUCUGAACAAAACUCUUGAUUGCUUGAACCAGAGGGAGAGGAAAGUGGUGCGAUGGAGGUUCGGAAUGGAGGAUGGGAGGAUGAAGACGCUGCAGGAGAUCGGAGAGCUUAUGGGUGUUAGCAGAGAGAGAAUCCGGCAGAUUGAAUCCUGUGCCUUCAGGAAACUGAAGACCAAGAAGAGAACUAAGAAUUUAAGACAAUAUAUGUGCUUGUAAAUCUUAAUUUUUUCUUAAACUUGUUGUAUCAUUACCAUCUGAAAAAAAAGCCAAUAUUUUUUAACUGCAAGGAGGCAUAUUGCGUUUUAGUUUUA
Molecule: messenger RNA, 1925 nt
Organism: Phalaenopsis equestris
Lineage: Eukaryota; Viridiplantae; Streptophyta; Magnoliopsida; Asparagales; Orchidaceae
Product: RNA polymerase sigma factor sigB
Exons: 8
Coding region: 226-1830 (534 amino acids)
Biological process (GO): regulation of DNA-templated transcription; DNA-templated transcription initiation
Molecular function (GO): DNA-binding transcription factor activity
Source: RefSeq, a predicted model, not a curated record